Messenger RNA from Jaculus jaculus (lesser Egyptian jerboa), 6224 nucleotides. RefSeq names its product ERCC excision repair 6, chromatin remodeling factor (gene Ercc6). NCBI's taxonomy places the organism in Eukaryota, Metazoa, Chordata, Mammalia, Rodentia, Dipodidae. The coding region runs from base 207 to 4634 and encodes 1475 amino acids. Gene Ontology annotation, biological process: transcription-coupled nucleotide-excision repair. Gene Ontology annotation, cellular component: nucleus. The record is from RefSeq and is a predicted model, not a curated record. Gene Ontology annotation, molecular function: ATP-dependent chromatin remodeler activity; ATP binding. The transcript has 22 exons.
GGAUUCAGGACGCAUGCGCCCCGGGCCAGGCAAGCCGCGUUCUUCGGUGGCUGCUUCGGUGUUGUUGUCAGGGCAGCCGCGGGGCGCUCCCUCGGGGCCUCCAGCUGCUGCAAACUCCAGACACAUAUCCAUCUUGUGUACCCGGCUUAAUUGGGCCAUUGGGCAUUGAACCUGAGUCCUUAGGCUUUGCAGAUAGUUUGUAGAGGAUGUCCCAUGAGGGAAUCCCCAACUCAAGUCAAAUUCAGGAACACGACCGUGUACAGAGUGAGCAUGUCGGCACUAAUGGAGACGUGUCCAUUGAGCAGGAGAACAGUGGGGACCCAGAAGUGGAGAAGCGUCUCCCCUCUCCUUCCUCUGACUGUGGGCCAUCCACUGCCGAGGCCUGUUUAUCAGCCCCCACAAGGCGGGGGUCAGCACUGCUGCACAUUGACAGACAUCAGAUCCCGUCAGUGGAGCCCUGUGCGCAGGCCCUGGAGCUGCAGGGUCUGGGUGUGGAUGUGUAUGACCAGGCCGUGUUGGAACAAGGUGUGCUUCAGCAGGUGGACGGUGCGAUGCAUGAGGCCAGCCGCGCAGCCCAGCUUGCCGAUGCUGAAAAGGAGUAUCUGUCAGUCCUGGAUGACCUCACGUCAUGUACGACAUCCCUAAGGCAAAUCAAUAAAAUUAUUGAACAACUUAGCCCUCAAGCUGCCACCAACAGAGACAUCAACAGGAAACUAGAUUCUGUAAAGCGACAGAAGUACAAUAAGGAACAACAGCUAAAGAAGAUCACUGCAAAGCAGAAGCGUCUCCAGGCUGUCCUUGGAGGAGCAGAGGUCCUAGUGGAACUGGAUCAUGCUGGCCUGCAGGAGGUGGAUGCAGAGCCAGGGCCUUCAUGUCUCGGCAGUAUGCUCAUGCCUGCCCAGGAGAGCGCCUGGGAAGAGCUCAUCCGCACUGGCCAGAUGACACCCUUUGGUACUCAGAUUCCUCAGAAACAGGAGAAAAAGCCUAGAAGAAUCAUGCUCAAUGAGGAAUCAGGCUUUGAAAAAUACCUGGCAGAACAAGCCCAGCUGUCUUUUGAAAAGAAGAAGCAAGCUGCUAGUAAAAGAGCGGCCCGAAAAGCCCUGGCCCCCAGUGCAUCCAAAGCAAGCCAGAGGCACUGUGGCCUGUCGCAGACCGACCAGCGCUUGAAGAAGCACAUCAGGAGGCUGCAGAGGAGGGCCCUGCAGUUUCAGGGCAAGGUGGGACUGCCAAGGGGGAGGAGGCCCCCGGAGCCACAGGCCAGGUCAGAGGCAGAAGGCGACUCUGAGGGUGAGGAGUCUGGCUCCUUCCCCACUGAGGGGGAGGAGGAGGAGCAAGAGGAGGAGGAUGAAGAGGCUGACCUGUCGUCGGAAGGUACUGACUAUGACCUGAAGCCUCUGCGCAAGGGCCGGAGACGCCAGCAGAAAGCUCCAGCACAGGAGGUUGAUGAUGACUUCCUCCCAAGUUCUGGGGAAGAAGCUGAAGCUGCAGGAGGAGGCGGCGGUCGGAAGGGCGCGAGGUGCCGAGAUGAUGGAGAUGAAGAGUACUACAGGCAGCGGCUAAGGAGGUGGAAUAAACAGAGGCUGCAGGACCGAGAGAACUCUCUGAAGCUUGAAGAUGAGUCUGAGGAAAGUGAUGCUGAAUUUGAUGAAGGUUUUAAAGUACCAGGUUUUCUGUUCAAAAAGCUCUUCAAGUAUCAGCAGACAGGUGUUAGGUGGCUGUGGGAAUUGCACUGCCAGCAGGCAGGAGGAAUUCUGGGAGACGAAAUGGGAUUGGGCAAGACCAUCCAGAUAAUUGCCUUCUUGGCAGGUCUGAGCUACAGCAAGAUCAGGACUCGUGGUUCAAAUUACAGGUUCCUGGGGUUGGGCCCCACUGUAAUUGUCUGUCCAACAACAGUGAUGCAUCAGUGGGUGAAAGAAUUUCACACAUGGUGGCCUCCAUUCAGAGUGGCAGUUCUACAUGAAACUGGUUCCUAUGCUCACAAAAAGGAGAAGCUAAUUCGAGAUAUUGUUCAUUGCUGUGGGAUUUUGAUCACUUCUUACUCCUACAUUCGACUGAUGCAAGACGACAUGAGUAAGCAUGACUGGCACUAUGUGAUCUUAGAUGAAGGACACAAAAUCCGAAAUCCGAAUGCUGCUGUCACCCUUGCUUGCAAACAGUUCCGUACACCUCAUCGGAUCAUCCUGUCUGGCUCACCAAUGCAGAACAAUCUCCGGGAGCUGUGGUCACUCUUUGACUUUAUCUUCCCGGGAAAAUUAGGCACGUUGCCUGUGUUUAUGGAGCAGUUUUCUGUCCCCAUCACCAUGGGGGGCUAUUCCAAUGCCUCUCCAGUACAGGUUAAAACGGCUUAUAAGUGUGCAUGUGUCUUAAGAGACACCAUUAACCCAUACCUACUACGGAGGAUGAAGUCAGAUGUCAAGAUGAGCCUUUCCUUGCCAGAUAAAAAUGAACAGGUCUUGUUUUGCCGUCUCACUGAUGAGCAGCAUAAAGUCUACCAGAAUUUCAUUGAUUCCAAAGAAGUUUAUGGGAUUCUCAAUGGAGAGAAUCAGAUAUUCUCUGGACUUGUAGCCCUAAGAAAAAUCUGCAACCACCCCGAUCUCUUUUCUGGUGGACCCAAGAACCUCAGUGGUCUUCCAGAUGAUGAACAAGAAGAAGACCAGUUUGGAUACUGGAAACGUUCUGGGAAGAUGAUCGUUGUUGAGUCUUUAUUGAAAAUAUGGCACAAACAGGGCCAGCGAGUGCUGCUGUUUUCUCAGUCCAGGCAGAUGCUACAUAUACUGGAAGUGUUCCUGCGAGCCCAGAAGUAUUCCUACCUCAAGAUGGACGGGACUACCACCAUAGCAUCAAGACAGCCGCUGAUUGCAAAGUACAAUGAGGAUGCAUCCAUCUUCGUGUUUCUUCUGACCACGCGAGUAGGUGGCAUUGGAGUCAACUUGACCGGGGCCAACAGAGUCAUCAUCUACGACCCUGAUUGGAACCCAAGCACUGACACACAGGCCCGGGAGCGAGCAUGGAGGAUAGGUCAGAAGAAGCAGGUGACUGUGUACAGGCUUCUGACGGCUGGAACUAUCGAGGAGAAGAUAUACCACCGGCAAAUCUUCAAGCAGUUUCUGACAAACAGAGUGCUGAAAGACCCAAAACAAAGGCGAUUUUUCAAAUCUAAUGAUCUUUAUGAGCUGUUCACUCUGACCAGCCCUGAUGCAUCCCAGAGCACUGAAACAAGUGCUAUUUUUGCAGGAACUGGUUCAGAUGUUCAGACACCCAAACGCCAUUCAAAAAGAAAAACUCAACCAGCUCCUGGAGUAGACUGUGACCUUCCAAAAUGCAAGAAGCUGUCUGAUUCAGACACAUCUGCACGUGACACCAUGUUGACUGAGGAGAAACCUGAGACAACAGGGGCUGAAGGAGAUAGGGGACCUUCUAAAGAAAGUAGCCCUUUGAAAGAUGACCACAUGAGUGGUAAUGAAACUGGCAUUGUUGGCCUUGGAAAUAAGACAAAUGCCACGUCUGAGCCAGAGCAGCUGCCAGUGAUAAACGAAAAUGGAAAGUGUUCAGAUUCUCUAGGAGUCAGCAUAACACCCAAGCUCUCUGGUAAGACAAGUGUCCCAGAGAAGCAAGGCCCUUCCUAUAAAGGGGAGUGCUGUCAGGUUCAAACACAGCCUCUUUGGGCAAGUGGACAAAUGGAAGGUCAUUCCUACAAGCACAAGUCAAAAACAAAACAUGGUGUACCAAAAGAAGAGACCCCAGAGAAACAUCUUUGGCCAAAGCAGACGCCUAGGACCUCCAGGCAUUGCAAAGAUGCCAGGUUUGAGGGAACUCGAGUCCCACACCUGGUGAAGAAAAGACGGUACCGCAAGCAGGAAGCUGAGCAGGAGGGGGAGGCCAAGCAGCGGAGCAGUGAUGAUUAUGUUUUGGAAAAGCUUUUCAAAAAAUCAGUGGGCGUGCACAGUGUCGUGAAGCACGAUGCCAUCGUGGACGGGGCCAGCCCCGAUUAUGUGCUGGUGGAGGCAGAGGCCAGCCGCGUGGCUCAGGACGCCUUGAAAGCCCUGAGGCUCUCUCGUCAGCAGUGUCUGGGGGCAGCAUCUGGUGUUCCCACCUGGACUGGCCAAAGGGGCAUUUCUGGUGCACCAGCAGGACUAAAGAGUAGAUUUGGUCAGAAAAGGAACUCCAGCCUUCCCACACAACGUCUGUCUUCUUCAUCUCCAACAGAAAAAUGUCAGGAUGCUGUGAAAAAGAAAGAAAAGGACCAAGACUCCGAGCACUUCAGUGGCAAAGCAGAAGGCGCAGAGUCUUCCUCCGGGGCCCCCACUUCCUCCUCGCUCCUGGCCCGCAUGAGGGCGCGAAACCACCUGAUUCUGCCCGAACGCCUGGAAAGUGACCGUGGGCACCUUCCUGUGCCCUCCUCCGCGCCUCCCUCCUCCACAGAACAUGACGACCUACUGGUAGAAAUGAGGAACUUCAUUGCUUUCCAGGCACAGGUGGACGGCCAGGCCAGCACUCAGGAGAUCCUACAGGAAUUUGAGUCCAAGCUCUCUGUUUCACAGUCUUGUGUCUUUCGAGAACUGCUGAGAAAUCUGUGUACCUUUCAUAGAACUGGUGGUGAAGGGAUUUGGAAACUCAAGCCAGAAUACUGCUGAACAGUGUUUCUCUUUAGACUCUUAAUUCACUUUUCUAAUGGAAUUUUGGGUCAUUAAUCCUGUGAUUAGUGAUCAUGUGUUUAUGGAAGGAGAUUGGUUAUACUUGAUGUUUACUUUAAAUGGCAUCUACCUCAAAAAUUUUAAGAAGAAAAUAUUUGGGGUUUUUGAUUUUUUUUUUUUUUAUUUUAGGGGCACUGAAUUACAUUUUAAAAUCAGGGACAAAAUAGUUGCUUCUUGGAGUAUUUUGUUUCUUAACCCAAAAAAUACUGUCCAGGAGCACAUUUCUAUUCAUUUUUUUUAAGAACAGAAGUACUCAUUUUUUAAAGAACAGAAGUCUUAAUUAUUUUAUUGUUGCUAGAACUAUGUCUUAUAUUUAGUCUAGCCUGUUUGAUGAAUUAGUUCAUUGGUAUCUGAUAACAGCAAUAUUUUUAUGCAUGACUUUUAAAUGUUUCAGUCCCAGUUGUCACAAAAAAAAUGAUGACUUAAGACUUAUCUAUCAAUUCAUACUGGUUUUAAACAGCCUUUAGAGUACUAUCAAAUCCUUUUGUGUGUGUUGGUGGAGGGGGGGAGGGUUCCACUGGAGUGGAACCCAGUGCCUUGCACUGAGAGCUCCAUUUGUAAGGCAUGAAAUGUGUGGGUAAUUAAAAAUAAAGGGGAAUAUUUCUGUAAAGUCAUAGACUUUUCACUUUACUCUGGGUAUACUUUAAGCAGUAUUCUACCCCACACACUGUUGGCUUUAGGAAAAUGAAAUGUGCUAUCGUAAAACAAGCAAGAAGACAAAAACCCUAAGGUCAAGCAGAAACAUAAGUGUGUAAAACAGUGCUGUAGACAGCAGCCAGUUAUGACCUUGUUAUGGCCAGCCCCACAGUCCACUCAUUGUGUCCUCAACACGGGGUGGUCUCCAAGCGUUUGAUGGCCUUACUGAGCCGUGGGUGCUGGCGCCGGUCAUUUCAAGUGAGUACUGUUAUCUCCUUCCCGGCUGCCCUCCUCUAUUUCCUUGACCCUGUCCUGGUGUAGUGGGUGGUUCUGAGCUUUGACUCAGCUGUGAGUGUGUUAGGAUUCUGCAUGGGAUGGCCUCCAUCCCGUUACUUUCCCUACCUCUGUUUUUCUUGUCUGUUCUCAUGGUCGUUUUAUCACCUUGUCUUGGAAGUCCCUGUUUUCUCCAGUUCAUUGUGCUGCUUAAGUUUCUUCUGUCGCCAUCAUGGUGAGAUGCGCUUCUUGGAUGAGUUGCCGUGGCUUGCUGCUGCUCCUCGGCAUUCUCUGGGUCCAUGAGCCUCGCUCCCAUUCCAGGCCCCUGUGUGUUUGCUCCUGCAGUGGCUUCCUGGGACAGCUGUGUCCGAGGUGCUGCUUGUUCAUCCCUGUGGCCCACACAGGACACGUCUGGGCAGGAGCAGCUCUGCUGGGCUGCAUGCGGCUUUGGCUACAGGAUGGUGUAGCCUGGCUGUCUCCUUUCUGAGCUUUCGUCAGAUGAUCGAUCAGGCCAGUGACUCCCUCCUGUAGGCAGUGGUAGCCUGGCUGUCAGGAUUCCCAUCCCAGUCCCGUCUCCUGCUUCCUUUUGGGAAGUCUGGCCCCUGCCCUCCCACCCCCCGC